Messenger RNA from Homarus americanus (American lobster), 3041 nucleotides. Its product is annotated as zinc finger protein OZF-like. The coding region runs from base 1408 to 2667 and encodes 419 amino acids. Lineage: Eukaryota; Metazoa; Arthropoda; Malacostraca; Decapoda; Nephropidae. The record is from RefSeq and is a predicted model, not a curated record. The transcript has a single exon.
CUUAAUAAUACACAAACCUCAAAAACUAUGCAGGGCAGUGUUAUUGGUGCCGGCAACAGUUCAGUUUCAUUAUAAGACUGAGUUAUGGGCUCACUAUCGCAAUCAUUCGUUGGGUCAGGCUCACCUUCACAAUCAUUCUUUGGGUCAGGCUCACUUUCAUUAUCAUUCGUUGGGUCAGGCUCACUUUCACUAUCAUUCGUUGGGUCAGCCUCACUUUCACUGUCAUUCGUUGGGUCAGGCUCACUUUCACUAUCAUUCGUUGGGUCAGGCUCGCUUUCACUGUCAUUCGUUGGGUCAGGCUCACUUUCACUAUCAUUCGUUGGGUCAGGCUCACUUUCACUGUCAUUCGUUGGGUCAGGCUCACUUUCAUAUGGGAGAAUUAAGGUUGAGCUGUGUGUGUUACACGGCCAUUUACAAGAAUGCAUCUACAGCAUAAAUUGAGAUGCAGCUGUAGUUGAAUAAUAUUAACCAAGUGUUAUUUUAGCACAGUACAAUAUGUUUUGGGGGACAUUUUUAUGUGGGAAUGUGUCUCUAGUUAUAUAAAGGAAGUCUGAAGUAUUAUUUCACUAAUAUGUUUGACUUUCCUUCCCACAGAUAUGAACUGAAGAACAAAUGGCAGUGGGAAGAGAAGCAGUAGACUGUGAGAACACUAUGUUGGGUGCAGGUGUAAACAACAGUGGACAUAGACAAAGUAUUACCAACUGAACCAAAGAAUUACAAGUAGACAAGAAAUUAUUCUUCCUUGUGGAAAUAUGUUUUGAAAUAAUUCAAAACUUGUGUAUAGAUUCACCCCCUCAUAAGACUUUUGUCACAUGUAGUAAAAGUUUACCAGCCAUCACAAGUACAGUAGUAUAUCAGCCUGAGUAUUAUUGUUUACCAGCCAUCACAAGUACAGUAGUAUAUCAGCCUGAGUAUUAUUGUUUACCAGCCAUCACAAGUACAGUAGUAUAUCAGCCUGAGUAUUAUUGUUUACUGUACAUCAGAGGAACUGUACAUAUAACAAUAGUGUACAGUAUAUAAUUUUUGUACACUUCCCUGUUGAGUGUUUUUAUAGUGUAUGUUGUGUCAUAAACAGUGUUUGUUAAUGGCAAGUACAGUUAUAUGUGUAACUCAUUCUUUACACCAUUUUUCACAUUUAGUUCAAAGAGGUAUAGAGGAACCUUGUUAAUAAUGGUGUAGUCACAUCACAAACUGGAUCUUCCAUCACACUUACCUCCUCACUGUCCUCCCAUCUCAGCAUCAUUACAUCAGUGUCAGUAAAUCACAUUCACUAAUUGAUUUAUGUUUCAGUUUUCAUUGUCAAAUAUAAUUAACAGUAACAAGACAUUAAUAGCUCUUGUAGGAGGAAACAGUUUGCCAGUUAAGUGUCACUAAAACCUUUGAACACACAAUACACACAGUUUUAUAAUGGAAGGUCACUCAGAGGAACAGUCAGAGUCUCCCAGAGAAUUGUCUGUAAAAUCACAUCAAGUAACACAUGUGAAAGAUCAUACAGGAGAGAAGCCAUUUGAGUGUUCAGAAUGUUUUAAAGGUUUUAAAAGACAACAUGAUUUAGUGAGACAUGUGAAAGUUCAUACAGUAGAAAAGCCAUUUCAAUGCUUAGAAUGUUUUAAAGGCUUUUCACAAGGAAGUCACUUAGAAGCACAUAUGAGAAGUCAUACAGGAGAGAAGCCAUUUGAGUGUUCAGAAUGUUUUAAAAGGUGCUCAUUUAAAUCUUCUCUCAUAAAUCAUCUGAGAGUUCAUACAGAACAGAAAUCUAAGAAGUGUUCAGAAUGUUUUAAAGAAUUUAAAAGACAAAGUGAGUUAGUGAGACAUAUGAGAGCUCAUACAGGAGAGAAACCUUAUCAGUGUUCACAAUGUGUGAAAAGAUUUAGAAGACAAGGUAAUUUAGAUGAACAUACGAGACUUCAUACAGGCGAGAAACCUUAUCAGUGUUCACAAUGUCCUAAAAGGUUCACACAUAAAAAUUCUCUCGUAUAUCAUAAGAGAGUUCAUGCAGGAGAGAAACCUUAUCAGUGUUCACAAUGUCCUAAAAGGUUCUCACAUAAAAAUUCUCUCAUAAUUCAUGAGAGAAUUCAUACAGGAGAGAAACCUUAUCAGUGUGCAAAAUGUUUUAAAAGGUUUUCACAUAAAAGUUCUUUUGUGUAUCAUAAGAGAGUUCAUACAGGAGAGAAACCUUAUCAGUGUUCACAGUGUAUUAAAAGGUUCUCAGAUAAAUCUUCUCUCAUAAAUCAUAAGAAAACUCAUACAGGAGAGAAACCUUAUCAGUGUUUAGAAUGUCAUCAAGGCUUUUCUAAAAGUUCUAACCUAGUAAGACAUAAGAAAGUUCACUCAGAAAAACCUUUCCACUGUGUAAGAUGCAUGAAAGACUUUAUAGAGAAAGAGAGUUUAAUAUUACAUGUAGAGAGAUGUUACCAGACUGACCAGGUGGUCAACUCUCAUCAUUAUGAAGGUGAAAGUUGCCAGGAUUUGCACCAUGACUUGAGCUUGUCUUGCCAACCAACAGUGGAGAUGUGUGUUUCUGAAGGAGUGAAAAAGGAAACUAAUUAUGAUCCACUCUCAGUCAUUUGUGAGACAGAAGCUUCACCAGGGCCUGAGAUAAUUGACCAAUCUUCUUUAAAGAUGGAGUGCCUGGAAGAACUAGAAUUUGUUAAGGAAGAAUUCUGAAACUGUUAUUGUUAUUGAUAGUCAUGGUAGACUCAACCUUGGUCGCUCUAAAAUCAAUCUUUACAAAAUUGUGAGAGAAAAUGUGACGUAACGGAUGAAAAUAUUAUGAUGCUACUGAGACAACUGAGUCGCAGUAUUCAUUCUGAAAUUCAUCUCGUCCCCUCCCCUCUCUUCCUCUCCCAUCCCAUCCCAUCCCUUCCCAUCCCCUCCCUUCCCUUCCUCUCCCUUCCCAUCCCUUCCCGUGCCCUUCCCGUCCUCUCCGUCCCUUCCCCUCCCCAGUAAAGAUUGUUUUUUGACUGGCUGUACAUUUAUUAAUAAAGUACACUGUAUCCUCAUUAAUUGGGGUCAUUAUAAUUCAAAUUUUGGCCAAAUUC